AUGAAGGAUUUUCUAUCAAGUUCGGAUAGUGAUGAAGUUGAGAUAAUGAUGAGUAGAAACUGUCGAGAAGUUGAAGAUGAGAGUAUCGGGGAUGCAAUUGGAGUACAACAAUGUGAUAUGAAUGUGCUACAUGUGCCAAAUGUGGGAGAUGAAGUGAAUGUGGAAGAGGGAGUGGAUAUCGGAGAUGGAGUGAAUGUGGAAGAUCGAGUGAAUGUGGAAGAAACAGCGGUGGAAGACAGAGUAAAUGUGGAAGAUGGAGAUAAUGUGGGAGAUAAAGAUUCUGCAAAUAUGAUUUCUAGCUUAAGUAGUGAUAUUUUUGAGCCAUUUGUUGGGAAGGAGUUCGAUGAGGUAGAAGACGCCCAAGCCUUUUCCAAGGCGUAUGCAAGACGAAAAGGAGUUAACCAUCAUCACCAAACUAUAAUGUUUGGUUGUGCGUUGUUAGUUAAUGAAACAGCCGAAUCCUAUGUGUGGUUAUUGAGAACAUGGCAAGAGGCAAUGCUUGGGCGUCCCCCUUUAACCAUAAUUACUGAUGAUGACAAGGCAAUGGCGAAGGCCAUUGGUGAGACAAUAACGACGGAUGAGUUUGAGCAUGAAUGGAGUGCAAUAGUAGCGAAGUACGGUCUAAUAGAUAAUUAUUGGCUGCAAAAUCUUUACAACCGAAGGGAGAAGUGGGUUCCGGCUUACUUGCGAACAACGUUUUGUGCCAGUAUGUCAACAACUCAAAGGAGCGAAAGUAUGAAUAACUUUUUUAAAAAUUAUGCUCGUUCGAGCACGAUGGUGAGUGACUUUGUGCAUCAAUACGAGAAAGCUUUAGAUGCACGUUAUUUCAAGGAAAAAGAGAAGGACGUGCGAACAAAAUCAACACGGGCAAUUAUGAAAACGUUAUGGAAAAUUGAAGAAGAUGCGGCCUCAGUCUAUACAAGGAAGUCUUUCAUGAUCUUCCAAGAUGAGCUAUUCAAUAGCCAAUGGUACAAAUCAACCAAAGUUGAUAAAGAGGGUGAAAACAUAUUCUGUGUCCUUGAGAGGAAAUCAAAAUUAGAUAUGUUGCCACAUCAUUAUAUUCUAGAGAGAUGGUGCAUCAAUGCUAAGAGCCGGGCUAUUAUUGACAUACCUAAUUCUGAUGGAAUUGUAAUGACAAAGGAUGAUCCAACCAUGAGAAAAAAUAAGUUGAUGAUGCAAUUCUACGAUAUUGCAGAACUUGGAUCACAAUCAAUACAUAAAUGUAACCAUCUCUCUCUUGCUUUAGACAAGGAACACAAGGAGUUGCUCUUGAUGGAAGAAAUUGAAGGAAAAGAAAAAGCAGAAGGUGGAAACAUGUCACUGACUGAUUCACAAAUGUUAAGAUCACAAGUUGUAUCAAAUUUUACACAAAUUUUGUUAGAUCCUCCACGGGUGCCAACGAAAGGCCGACCAAAAUCGCUGAGAGCAAAAAACCCGAAAGAAACUCAAAUCAUGAAGAAAAGGCGUUGUAGCAUUUGCAAGACUGAGAGUCAUGCCAAGAACAAUUGUCCUUCAGUGAGGGGUCUUGGAAAUACAACUGGGAACAAGACUUCAAGCUUGGAUCCGUCUCUUCAAACAACUGGGGGUCAUGCUAAGAACAACUGUCCUUCAGUGAGGGAUCUUGGAAAUACAACUGGGAACAUAUCUUAA
Messenger RNA from Juglans microcarpa x Juglans regia, 1650 nucleotides. RefSeq names its product protein FAR1-RELATED SEQUENCE 5-like. The transcript has 6 exons. NCBI's taxonomy places the organism in Eukaryota, Viridiplantae, Streptophyta, Magnoliopsida, Fagales, Juglandaceae. The record is from RefSeq and is a predicted model, not a curated record. The coding region runs from base 1 to 1650 and encodes 549 amino acids.